AUGGUCUGAGUGAAGCGACAAGGCAGCGGGAGCCUUGCGAACAGGGUUGGCGCCAUGGGGCUGCGGGUGCUGCUGUGUGUGUCCCUGAUGUCCCUCCUCACCCUGCAGGCCCUGCCCGCUCAGGCUUCACCCCAAAGGCCCAAAAGCAGCGAGAAGCGACAGGCUGUGGACACAGCUGUCGACGGCGUGGUCAUCCAGAGUUUGAAAGUCAACUGCAAAGUCACCUCUCGCUUCGCCCACUAUGUCAUCACCAGCCAAGUGGUCAACAGCGCCGACCAACCAAAGGAAGUGGCUUUCAGUGUGGAGAUCCCCAAGACGGCCUUCAUCAGUGACUUUGCCAUCACAGCAAACGGGAAAGCAUUCAUCGGGGACAUAAAGGAAAAAGCAAUUGCGUGGAAGCAGUACCGGAAAGCGGCCGUCUCAGGAGAGAAUGCCGGCCUUGUCAGGGCCUCGGGAAGAACGAUGGAGCAGUUCACCAUCCACCUCACCAUCGGUCCCCGCACUAAGUCCAUGUUCCGGUUGACCUACGAGGACGUGCUGAAGCGGAAGCUCAUGCAGUACGACAUUGACAUCAAAGUCAAGCCCAAGCAGCUGGUGCAUCAUUUUGAGAUCGACGUGGACAUCUUUGAGCCCCAGGGGAUCCGCAAGCUGGAUGUCCAGACCUCCUUCCUCCCCAAGGAACUGGCAGCUCAACUCAUCAAGAAGUCCUUCUCAGGCAAAAAGGGUCAAGUGCUGUUCCGCCCCACCGUGGGCCAGCAGCAGUCCUGCCCCACAUGCUCCACUACCUUGCUGGAUGGGGAGUUCAAGGUGACCUAUGAUGUCAAUCGAGACAAGAUCUGCGACCUCCUGGUCGCCAAUAACUACUUUGCCCACUUCUUUGCCCCCCAAAACUUGACGAACCUGAACAAGAACCUGGUUUUUGUGAUUGACAUCAGCAACUCCAUGGAAGGCCAGAAAGUGAAGCAGACAAAGGAAGCACUCCUUAAAAUCCUGGAGGACGUACGGCCAGAGGACUACUUCGACUUGGUCCUCUUUGGGUCUCAAGUGCAGUCGUGGAGGGGCUCACUGGUGCCAGCAUCCGCUGCCAAUCUGCAAGCAGCUCAGGACUUCGUGCGGAGCUUCUCCCUGGCCGGGGCCACAAACCUGAAUGGAGGUUUGCUCCUGGGAAUUGACAUCUUGAACAAAGGUCAGAGAAGCAACCCAGAACUCAGCAACCAUGCCCCAAUUCUUAUCAUGUUGACAGAUGGCGAGCCCACAGAGGGAGAGACCGACCGUACCCAAAUCCUCAAGAAUGUCCGCAGCGCCAUUGGGGGCAAGUUCCCGCUCUACAACUUGGGCUUUGGCCACAAUGUGGACUUCAGCUUCCUGGAGGUCAUGUCCAUGGAGAACAAUGGACGGGCCCAGAGGAUCUAUGAGGACCAUGACGCCACCCAGCAGCUGCAGGGUUUCUACAACCAGGUAGCCACCCCCUUGCUGGUGGAUGUGGAGUUGCAAUACCCCAAGGACACUGUCUCAGAGCUGACCCAGCACAGCCAUAAACAGUACUACGAAGGUUCAGAGAUCGUGGUGGCUGGGCGCAUCGCUGACCAGAAGCUGAGCAGCUUCAAGGCGGAUGUGCGGGCCCAUGCGGAUGGCCGAGAAUUCAAGACCACCUGCCUGGUGGACGAGGAAGAGAUGAAGAAGCUGCUCCAAGAGCGGGGCCACAUGCUGGAGAACCACGUGGAACGCCUCUGGGCCUACCUCACCGUCCAGGAGCUGCUGGCCAAGCGGAUGAAGUUGGAGGGGCCGGAGAAGGCCAAACUGAUGGCCAAGGCCCUGCAGAUGUCGCUAGCCUAUCAAUUUGUAACCCCGCUGACCUCCAUGACCAUGAGGGGUUUGGUGGAUGAGGAUGGCCUGGAGCCCGUCAUUGACAAGUCAACAGUGGGUUCUCCUCCCUUGGGUGAGUUUUUAAAUCACGUUGGUUUUCUCAAGGGGUUUCCAGUGGCUGGGCAAGUGGCAUGUGCUCCAGGGCUCAGGCAGGCAGCUCCCACCCCCAUCGCCCUGCCUCCAGCCCUUCGUGGUCUCUUCUUCCCCAAGACGCCCUUGCCCACUUCGCCACACACUAGUUGCCGCCUCCUGGCACAGCCUGAACCCGCACUGGCCUCCUUUGGGGCCUCGUGUGAGCGCAUGUAUGUGGAGGGCUGGGACCCCAGGAGGAGGGCCGGCCCAGGCCAGAUGGGCCUUUGGGCCCAGGGUGCACUUGGAGAACCUAGGUGUUUCCUGGUGAGGAAACCCAGCCCAGGGCUUCCUUCCUCUGCUCCAGCUCCCCUCACUGCCUCUCCCUGCGAAUCCUCACACAGUGCCCUGACCAGGACCUGGCCUCCCCCGCCCUUUUGCCACCAGCCCCACCAGGUCCCCAUGGAAGGAGACAGAACAGGUUGGCCCACUGCCCUGGGCCAAAUUUCUCUUCCUACCUCCAGAGAGGCAUUCCGGGCUCUGUGUCCACUCCUACUCCGGUGGCCUCAGGGGUGGGAGGGGCCUCAGAAAAGGAGCCAGCAGCUCCAGGGAAGCCCAGCAGCCUUCCUUCUAAAUGCCCUUUGCUCUUGCUGGUCAGCGUUCGUACUGCCGGCCUCGCAGCAGCCGACUGGCUCCAGUGUCCCGGUGGGGCCAAUCACAACUGUGGACAGUGACCCCCACUUCAUCAUCCACGUGCCCCAGAAAGAGGACGCACUGUGCUUCAACAUCAACGAAGAGCCUGGCGUGGUCCUGAAUCUGGUGCAGGACCCCAACACAGGCUUCUCAGUGAAUGGGCAGCUCAUAGGCGACAAGGCCAGGCGCCCCGGGCAGCAUGAGGGCACGUACUUCGGACGGCUGGGGAUCGCAAACCCUGUUACGGACUUCCAACUGGAAGUGACUCCUCAGAACAUCACACUGAACCCUGGCUCACAUGGACCUGUGUUUUCCUGGAGGGACCAGGCCUCGCUGCGGCAGGAUGGGGUGAUGAUGACCAUCAACAGGAAGAGGAACCUGGUGGUGUCUGUGGAGGAUGGAGGCACCUUUGAGGUGGUCUUGCACCGGGUGUGGAAGGGGAGCGCCAUCCACCAGGCCUUCCUGGGCUUCUACGUGCUAGAUAGUCACCGGAUGUCGGCGCGGACACACGGGCUGCUGGGACAAUUCUUUCACCCCUUUGAUUAUAAAGUGUUCGACCUGCACCCAGGCUCCGACCCCACAAAGACAGACGCCACAAUGGUGGUGAUCACAGGCCACCCUUCCCUCUUCAGGGGGUCCCCUUUGUCAAAGCAUCGAUGA
Molecule: messenger RNA, 3288 nt
Organism: Myotis davidii
Lineage: Eukaryota; Metazoa; Chordata; Mammalia; Chiroptera; Vespertilionidae
Gene: ITIH1
Product: inter-alpha-trypsin inhibitor heavy chain 1
Exons: 20
Coding region: 55-3288 (1077 amino acids)
Biological process (GO): hyaluronan metabolic process
Molecular function (GO): serine-type endopeptidase inhibitor activity
Source: RefSeq, a predicted model, not a curated record